AUGAGCUUCCUACGCGUGUUUGGCGGAAGGUGCGGGGCGCUCCUGCCCCGGGUGACCCCUGACGACAACGGCAGGGGAAGCGCGGCUGAUCUGAGGCAGCCUGUAGCAGCCACUUGCCGCGCAGACUCUGGAUACUUCACCGCCGCAAACAGAUACUGCUCAGCGGCGCUUGCCUCGUGGAAGAAAAGGGUGAACACAUCUAGGACAAUCGCUUCAGCGCUGCUACCCUCGCAGUUCAUGCUACUGACCCGGCCGGCACACUGUGACGAACAGCCAUCCGCGCCGGAACAGCCUCCGGCACCGUCGCCAUACGAUCUGCUGGUAUUCGAAAACCUGGCUAGGGAGUUCAAGAAUGUCAUGACGCAGGAUAACUACGACGGAUUCAGACUGGAAGCCGAUAGGCAAAUCACCGACAACAUCCAGGCCAGCCACUCGCUGUUUCUCGGAACCGUAAUGAGCGAUGUCGGAUACCUCUACCAGAUAGGCGCGAACUAUGCCAGCUCGGACGGCAACCUCCUCGCCUUGGCCAAAAUUGGCCUUGACGGCAUCGUCACAGCCAGGGCGUUCGCAAAAUACGGGAACAACCUCGAAAUCAAGCUCAACGGUAACAGCUUCCUUAGAUAUGACGCGCGCAAUGCCUACGAGGCCGGCGUAGACUACAUGGGUCCGGGGUGGACGGCUUCGCUUAAGGGGGCGUGGCAAGGCACAUGGAUACUGAACGCCGCAUACACGCAGCAAGUAUUUCCGAAAUUGACACUCGGAUCGGAGCUUACGUACAUCGUGGCUAACGGAUCAUCCAUAGGAGCAAUCGCAGCGAGAUACGCGGAUGGAGAUCACGUCGUCACAUGUGAGCUUGCAGACAACCAACAUCAUCGGCGCGCAGGCCAGUGGACGAAGCAGCCCAACUUCAAGAGCAUGGACUUCACACUACAGGAAACGGAUUCGGCGAAGGUGCAGUACGUCAGACGCAUAAAUGAUCGGCUGGCGCUCGCCACUGAGCUGGAAUUGACACCGUCCACGAAGGAGUCGGCGCUACGCAUGGGCUGGGAAUACCUCUUCCGCCAUGCACGAGUACAGGGCAACAUCGAUUCCUGUGGGCGCAUUGCGAUGCAAGCCCAGGACUACUCAGGAUUCGGAGUCAGCGGAUGCAUCGACUACUGGAACAACGUAUACAGAUUCGGGUUCAUGAUGCACCUGCUGCCGCCGCAACCAGAGCCCAAGCAGGACCAGCAAGUGGCGUUCUGA
Babesia ovata is the source of this 1245-nucleotide messenger RNA. Its product is annotated as mitochondrial import receptor subunit. Bases 1 to 1245 code for a protein of 414 amino acids. Gene Ontology annotation, biological process: protein import into mitochondrial matrix. The transcript is spliced from 5 exons. NCBI's taxonomy places the organism in Eukaryota, Apicomplexa, Aconoidasida, Piroplasmida, Babesiidae. Gene Ontology annotation, molecular function: transmembrane protein transporter activity. The record is from RefSeq and is a predicted model, not a curated record. Gene Ontology annotation, cellular component: mitochondrial outer membrane; mitochondrial outer membrane translocase complex.